AUGUACUACAGAGAGAUUGACAGUUACCAUGUAGAGACUGAUAGGUACUACGGAGAGACUGAUAGAUACUACGGAGACACUGAUAGGUACUACGGAGAGAAUCAGAGACUGAUAGGUACUACGGAGAGACUGAUAGGUACUACGGAGACACUGAUAGGUACUACGGAGAGAAUCAGGUACUACGGAGAGACUGAUAGAUACUACGGAGAGACUGAUAGGUACUACGGAGAGACUGAUAGAUACUACGGAGACACUGAUAGGUACUACGGAGAGAAUCAGGUACUACGGAGAGAAUCAGGUACUACGGAGAGACUGAUAGAUACUACGGAGAGACUGAUAGGUACUACGGAGAGAUUGAUAGGUAACACGGAGAACCCGAUAGGUACUACGGAGAGACUUGAUAGUUUCCACGGAGUAAGGUACUACGGAGAGAUUGAUAGUUACCAUGUAGAGACUGAUAGGUACUACGGAGAGACUGAUAGGUACUACGGAGAGACUGAUAGAUACUACGGAGACACUGAUAUAGGUACUACGGAGAGAAUCAGGUACUACGGAGAGACUGAUAGAUACUACGGAGAGACUGAUAGGUACUACGGAGAGGCUGAUAGGUACUACGGAGAGAUUGAUAGGUAA
Molecule: messenger RNA, 633 nt
Organism: Homalodisca vitripennis (glassy-winged sharpshooter)
Lineage: Eukaryota; Metazoa; Arthropoda; Insecta; Hemiptera; Cicadellidae
Exons: 4
Coding region: 1-633 (210 amino acids)
Source: RefSeq, a predicted model, not a curated record